ACCCCAAAUUUGAGCGUCCAUUUAUUCUCAUUUGCCAACUAGUGGCUUGUUAGUUAUAAUUACUUUAGUAUUCGGAAUACUAACUCUCUUUUUUAUUUUGUGAUUUUUAUGAUUUGAAAUAUGUGAAUAACAAUAAUUAAUUCACAAUUAUUAAAAUGGACGAUGCAUUAUAAAUAAUUUGAUGAAAGUUCUCAUAAGUCUUAAGUUUGCAUCUGAAGACCAUGAAGCUCCUUCGUGUCAUCAGACCUAUACUGAAUCAAGUGAGAAAUGCUGGGGAAAUGAGUUCCGUAAAGCCUCAAGGAAAUGUUGCAAGAACCCGAGAAGAAUUUGUACGAGGUUGGCCACAGCUUGCACAAAAGCAAGAAUACCACUUGAAGAAGUUACGUCAAGGAGUUCCAGUACAUCUCAGUGGAAAAAAUGAUGUUGUCAUGAACUAUGUUCUCUAUGGCGCAUGCAUACUUGCAUCCUUCUCGUACAUGUAUGAGAUGGGAAAAUUAGUGAUGAAGAAGUAACCGACUUUCUUGGACAUGCAAACUUGACAGUAUAAUAUGGACAAUUGGUGGUUUCAUUUAGAUUGAAUUUCGCAGAUUAUUUAACAAUAAAUGCUUUUUAAUUAACUGAAUUGCUUUUGUUGUUUCAAUGUUAUAAUUGGUUCUUAGAUUUCAAUAGGGAUAAUUCGAUACUGAUUAGUUUGGGUGUAUUGCAGUAUUGUGAGGGUUGUGCCCAUAACACGAAGAAGUGUUUCUAGCAAUCAUAUUGCUUGUAGUGGGGUUCUAGUUGACAACAAUAAACAAGAGUUGAUUUUUUGUACUGAUGGAUGACCCAAAGAGCUCUUGCCCUGAAAAUUGCCUGGUAAAGAAUGUGUUAAAGCCAGGUCCUGACGCACCUGUAUGCCAGAAGAUUAAAUAUGCAUUUCUCUGUCCGCCCCAUGGGACAGUUGAAAGGUUUUCUACCAAUGUGCUGCUUCUCUUGUUAUCCUGGGCUGUUCCGUGGUCAAUACUUGGAGAUGAUUGCCUUCCUGGAACUAAUAUUUUUGGAUUGAUUGCUGUUAUAGAUGCCUGUGUUGUUGGGGGUUUCAUUGUUUCAAUCAUUCAUAUUCCACACCUUCCCCCUUUGCCUCCUCUCUUAGGCAUGCUUAUUGCUGGAUUUUGUCUGCGGAAUAUACCAGGAAUAAAUGUUGCCAAAUAUAUUGACCCAAAUUGGUCAUCUGCUUUGAGAUCCAUCGCACUGUCAAUAAUUCUUGUCAAAGCUGGACUGGAAUUGGAUGCUUCAGCUUUAAAGAAGAUGAAAGGAGCUUGUAUCAGAUUGACAGCAUUACCUUGUUUAAUUGAAACUGCUACAUGCGCAAUUACAUGUAGAUUUAUUCUUGGGUUUCCUUGGGAAUGGGGAUUUAUGCUAGGAUUUGUUCUCGCUGCCGUCACACCUGCUGUUAUUGUACCCUCUUUGCUUUCACUCCAAGAACAGGGAUAUGGAACAGAUCAAGGAAUUCCAACACUUGUCAUUGCAGCAUCAAGCUUCGAUGAUGUUUUAGCAAUCAGUGGAUUCAGUGUUGUACUUGGGAUUGCUUUUUCACAAGCUUCCACCUCUCCUAAUACUGAAUCAAUAUCUCUGAAUGAAACCAUCAUAGCAUCAACACUGGCAUCAGCACCAUUAACAACAGAUAUGAUUUCAAAGAUGGAGGCAACCAGUAUACUUGUAACAAAUGGCCAGGAAGCAGGGGAUCUCGUUUGGACAAUUCUUCGUGGACCUGUUGAAAUGAUUGUGGGAAUUGUUGUUGGUAUUCUUAUUGGAUUAAUAUUAUGGUUUCUACCUGCUAAAAUUAAUACUCAUACAGUAAGAGAUCGAGUAUUGUUGGUGAUCAGUUUUGGAAUCCUUGUACUGUUUGGAUCAAGACAAAUCAAAUUUCCCGGUGCUGGCGCAUUAGCUGCUAUUGUUCUCUCAUUUGUUGCUGCAAUUUCAUGGAAAAGUGACAAGGAAAAAGUAUCGGAAUAUGUCGGCAUUCUUUGGGACAUGUUUGAGCCAGUGAUGUUUGGGUUAAUUGGAGCUGAAAUUUCUAUUGAGGCAUUAGAUUCUAGUACGGUAGGAUUGGGUCUAGCUGUACUGUUCAUUGGUCUGUUGACUAGAACUGUGGCAUCAUUUACAGCCGUAUCUGCUGCCGGUUUCACUCUGAAAGAGAAGGUAUUCAUAUGCUUGUCGUGGUUGCCCAAAGCAACAGUUCAGGCUGCGAUCGGCCCAGUUGCACUGGACACUGCCAGAAAGUUAUCCGUGUCACCCGAAAUUGAAGAAUACGCUAGACAAGUUCUCACAAUAGCUGUCUUAUCUAUUCUUAUCACUGCACCGCUUGGUGCGGCUGCCAUCGGACUUUCCGGACCGAAGUUACUACAAAAAGCAGUUGCAUCAUCGGAUUCAGCCGAAGAAGACAGUUUGAAAGGAUCGUCAUUGAGGGGACCACGUCGUCAUUCACUGAAACAUGAAGAAAAUGAAAGCAUCCCGCUUACUGAAAUACAAACUGACAAUUGAUGUUAUAAAAAUAAGCACUUAUUAAUAAACUGAUCCUCGGCCAUUUUUUUAAUUUACAGUGCGUAUUGCCGUAAUCAUGAUUUUCAUGUCCAAAUAAGGACUCUGUUUUUAAUGGUAAUUUUGCCUGCAUCCGCAUUCCGAAAUGUCUGCUUUAUUGUCUAAUUGCUUUACACUGUGCUUCUUCAUAAAAUUGAUCAGCCUAUGUGU
Messenger RNA from Styela clava, 2727 nucleotides. RefSeq names its product sodium/hydrogen exchanger 9B2-like. Gene Ontology annotation, cellular component: membrane. Gene Ontology annotation, biological process: proton transmembrane transport. Gene Ontology annotation, molecular function: antiporter activity. NCBI's taxonomy places the organism in Eukaryota, Metazoa, Chordata, Ascidiacea, Stolidobranchia, Styelidae. The record is from RefSeq and is a predicted model, not a curated record.